CUUGAGAACAUGACUUGAUGAGCAAUCUUCUUCACACUAAAAUCCAAACGUACCUAAAAUGAAAUAAAAACUUUUCCAAACACUUUCAUUCAGUUGUAUGAAUGAAACCAGCAUUUCUCAUGCUGAUAAAACCCAAAUCCACAUUUUCAUACGCGCUGAAUAUUCAUCCAGCCAGAUCUAGGUGAUCCUCCCCUGCGCGCUCUGCGCGCUGCGUUCUCGCUACUCCUACUCCCGAAGCCCAGCCCCCCUUGAUCCCCUUCGUCCAUUGGUGUCUUCAGGGUGUCUCUUCUUUCCUCCCGUCCAUAGGUAGUCCAUAAUGAGUGUCCAUUGGCUUUUAUUAAGGCUUGCCCCCCUCCCACUGGCCUGCUUCGCCCUGCCCAUGUUUUCUGUGUCUCGGUCCGUCCAGCGCCUGACGUUCAAGUUCGAAGGAACGUCACGUCCGCAGUUGAACUUGCAGCUAAGGGGGCUUCACCGUCCCCCAUCACUCUCUCUUUGCGCAGAAGUCAUGAAGAGCGCCGCACAGCCCGUCGCGCGUUACGCAUCACGCUCUGUAUGAUCUCGCCUUCAUUUCCUCCUGUCUGGAUGACAGACGCGUGAAUGAAGAUAUUCCAUUUGGAGUCUACCUUUUAGGAACGGAUUUCCCGAUGUGAACCCAGCUGAGGAGCCGCCACUAACCGACCAUGUCUCGCCGCAAGCAGGGCAAACCCCAGCACUUGAGCAAACGGGAGUUUUCGCCUGAGCCGCUCUCAGGUGUUCUAGCAGAAGGAGACUCUCAGGACUCCCCCAGGCUGGGCUUGGCUCAGGGCGACCUCCUGAAAGGGGACCAGGACCUGCUCACCUGCGGCCAGUGCCACACCCGCUUCCCCCUGGCCGACAUCCUGCUGUUCAUCGAACACAAACGGAGACAGUGCCACGGCACCCUCUGCGGGGACAAACCUCUGGACAGGCCGCCAUCCUCCCCGCUCGCCUCACCCCUCUCCACAUCCUCAUCGCACUCUCGAACCCAGCACCCGCGGAGGGCGCGCCACCCCGUGGAGGUGGCGGUCCAGAUAUCGCUGCUGGAUGAGGAUUGUUUAUCUGCACCUUUGCAAGGAAUAAUCCCCAAGCAGGAGAACGCUACAGAUAAAGAUGAGCCCAGCAGCUACACCUGCACAACGUGCAAACAGCCCUUCACCAGUGCCUGGUUCCUGCUUCAGCACGCCCAGAACACCCACGGUUUCCGCAUCUAUCUGGAGAGUGAACCUGGCAGCCCCCUCACCCCUCGUGUGGCUGCGGCUCCUGGGAUGGGGGGCGAUUGCGCCUCCUCCCAGCCUCCCCUCCACGCUGUGCACUUGGCCGACGGCAGCCCUUACAGCCUUCUGAAGAUGCCGGGUUCUGGGUCUGUUCGGGAUUCGGCGUCUACACCUCGCGAGGGUCGAUAUCCCAGGACACCCCCGCUGUUCAGCCCACCACCACGUCACCACCUUAGCCCCGAUGACCUUGCCUUGGCAACCCACCAUCCUAGCGCCUUUGACAGGGUGAUGAGGCUGAACUCGGUGCCAUUAGAAUCCCCUCAGAGCAUGGACUUCUCUAGACGCCUACGGGAGCUAGCCGGCAAUGCCACUGGAGGUUCUCCGCCUCUGUCCCCUAACAGACCCAACCCUAUGCAACGGCUGCUGCAGCCAUUUCAGCCAGGUUCCAAACCUCCAUUUACAGCCACACCUCCCAUGUCCACCUCCCAGUCCCCUUCUGGAUCCCGCUCUACCCCUAAUCCUGUAUCCAAUGCAGUCCAACCAGGCACCCCCGUCAAGUCAAAGUCUUGCGAGUUCUGCGGGAAGACCUUCAAGUUCCAGAGCAACCUUAUCGUGCACCGGCGAAGCCACACAGGGGAAAAGCCUUUCAAGUGUCACCUCUGUAAUCAUGCCUGCACACAGGCCAGCAAACUAAAGCGCCACAUGAAGACGCACUAUCAAAACAAGUCUUCGGCGCUAAAUGCCAAGUCAGACGACGGCCUCUCCACCGCCAGUUCUCCUGAACCUGGCACCAGUGAGGUGGUGGGCAGUGCCGCGGAUGCCCUCAAGUCAGUGGUGGCCAAGUUCAAGAGCGAGAACAAUGGUCUCAUGACUGGAAAUGAAGAGGAGGAAGAUGAGAAUGAGGAAGAAGAAGAGGAGGAGGAAGAUGAAGAUGAGGAGGAAGAAGAAGAGGAAGGGGAGGAAGAGGAAAUGGAUAGUAAGCCUGAUGUAGAAGAAGAUGGGAGGAAUGACUACCGUUUCAGCCUGCGGUUAGAGGGGGCCCGUCACCACCAGAACACUGAAGCUCUACACCCACAUCGCCGAAGCUCGUCCCGGGAGCCCGUUGAUGACGACUCAGCCGUGGAGUUGGAUCGUGGAGACGAUGGCUCCACCACCACCCUCAACGGCCUGGGACCGUUAAAUAAUGACAAGCUCUCCAGGAAGCUUUUGGGUGGUGGGAUGAGUCCUGACUCCAUCAGCUCACUGUCAAAGCGCAUCAAGGUGGAAAAGGACCUUGACCCCCCAACGCCCACCAUCCCAAACACAGAGAACGUCUAUUCUCAGUGGCUAGCUGGCUACGCGGCUUCUCGGCAACUCAAGGAUCCCUUCAUCAGCUUCACAGGUGGGGACUCUAGACAAUCACCCUUUACAUCCUCAUCCGAGCACUCAGAAAACGGCAGCUUGCGCUUCUCCACUCCGCCUGGUGAGCUGGACGGUGAGCGAGCCGCCUCAGGACGCAGCGGCACCGGCAGCGGGGCCAGCACUCCCCACGGCGGCAGUGGGAAUGGCAGGCCGAGCUCCAAGGACGGCCGCCGCAGCGACACCUGUGAAUUUUGUGGCAAGGUGUUUAAAAACUGCAGCAACUUGACAGUGCACCGCCGCAGCCACACUGGAGAGCGGCCGUACAAAUGCGAGCUGUGCAGCUACGCGUGCGCCCAGAGCUCAAAACUCACCCGCCACAUGAAGACCCACGGACAGAUGGGCAAGGACGUGUAUAAAUGUGAAAUUUGCCACAUGCCUUUCAGUGUGUACAGCACUCUUGAGAAACACAUGAAGAAAUGGCACAGUGACCGCCCUCUGGCUAAUGACAUUAAAACUGAAUAGACAAAGAGCAGUUCUCCUUCAGCUCCCCCGGCUAGAAAGCAACCCUGCCUAACUAGCCAACAAGCAUGUGGGGGAGAGACCACAGGGUCAGACACCAGAACACAGUGCAGCCCUGCUUUCUUCCUCUUCUGGAGAAAGCUAGAUGCAUGAUCCACGAUCGGGGCAAUACUGAUGCAUCACAACUUUUUGAGCCUUUCUAUUGUGCAAUAAUUUACACAUUUUUGUAUUUUUUGUAACUGGACAGCAUGCUUGGUGUGUUUUGGCUACUUAGAGAGAGCAGCUUGUCCGUGGCUGGUGUGGGUUUGGUUGUACAUGUGUUGCUGUUGAUACUUUAGGUUUUUUUGACAUAAACAAAAAAAAAAAGAUUAGUCUAACCCAAGCUGCGUACGGUACACACAGUUUUACAUAUCAUGUGCAGUUUUGUGUUCAAACAUAGCAGACGGUGUCAUAUUUUCAAAACAUCAAGACAAGCAGGGUUAAACAUAAAUCCGAUCCGGGGUUUUCCCCCAGAAAUUGAGUUAAGCCUGGCGGAGGGGGUGGGGGGUCGCGCGCUCUGUCCCGCAGCGCUCCUCCGUGAGGGUGGGGGUGGGUGCACACGUUCCGCUGCUGUUUCUCACCAGUAUCAGCUGAUGGAGGGCUCUAGUUUCGUUGCGCCGUUCGUGUCAGCGGACACAGUAGGGUCGGGGGAGGGGUGGGGUGGGGCAUGAGGCUUAGCCUGGCGGGUGGCCAAGCAAAGCCUGGCGGGCCGCCAGGCUUAUAAAGUGCUGGGGGGAACCCUGCGAUCUUUGUGAAAGAAUUACAAUGCAACACGGAGAAGAGAUUUAUCUAUCUAAAUGUACAUAGAAAAUCGGCUGCCUAUUGAAUUUUAGGUACUGGCGCCAUUACGUGUUUCUUUUACGAACAUCAAUGAAAUUAAUAAUGUGGUUUGAAAUGACAACAAAGAGUGCCUUGGAUACUUUACUUGCAUUAGUUAAUCCUCCUUUUUGCUAUAAGCUUGGAGUUUCAGCUCUAAAGGGUUACAGGACAUUGUUGUGCACAUGUAGAAGAGGCAGGUCCUUGCAUCAAGCACCUGCUCGACCCUGUUGUUCCUCAGCUCGGUAGGACACAGGGAACCAGCUGAAACCAACCCAAACAGAAAAAGGAUUUGGUGGAUCUCUGGUAAAUCAUUUAUCUGCCUGACUCGUGUGUAUUGAUGUUUUCAUUCUUACAGUUUUGUUUACUGGCAUGCUACAUGCUUUAAAAAAGGGGUUCGGACUUUGGCGUGGAGGUUUGAGUUUUUUGGUAGAAAGGGUACUCCAGUAACCAACAAAAAGCUCCUAAUUUUCCAGAGUGUUUAUUUUCUUUGAAAAUUAAAAGCGCAAAAGUGAUUUUGCAACAGCACAGAAACCUUUUUUCUUUUCUUCUGCGCUAGCCAGGCAGGCAGCAGGUCGCCGUGUUUCCGCUGUAGGAGUUCUGGGUCCUCUCAGCCGCCGCGUCUCCGUGCUAAAUCAGCCUUUCAGGGCUUUGCUAAGACGUCAGUGUGUCGCUUCUGCAGUGAGUGGUGUCACUGAUCAAUGAAAAAGUGAUCCCAUGAACACAAAUAACAUAGAAAAGUUUUAUUUUUCUAAGCACGCCAUCGUUCAGUCUGCUGAGGAUGACGAGAGCGGUUUUCUGUGGUAAAAAGUGACGUUCAGGGACCGUACGUUGUACUGAACAAGACCACAAAGUGGCGUAAAUUACAACGUUGGGAGGGGGGGGGGGGGGGGGGUUCCGCCACAACUCGUGGGAGUUUGAAAACUGAUUUUAAAGCAGCGUCAACACUGCUUAUUCUCUUUUCCCUCAAUUCUGCAUUUUCAGCAACUUUCUCAAUUUCACAGCUGAAGUGACCCAGAAGCUCCGAUAGUGGAAGCGGGCGUAUUCCAGCAGUUGGGUGUUGAGUGGGUUCAGCAGGUGUCUCUGAAAUUACUUAAAGUGAUAACUUUUUUUUUUGGGG
Molecule: messenger RNA, 5067 nt
Organism: Nothobranchius furzeri (turquoise killifish)
Lineage: Eukaryota; Metazoa; Chordata; Actinopteri; Cyprinodontiformes; Nothobranchiidae
Product: B-cell lymphoma/leukemia 11A
Biological process (GO): regulation of transcription by RNA polymerase II; negative regulation of dendrite development
Cellular component (GO): nucleus
Molecular function (GO): RNA polymerase II cis-regulatory region sequence-specific DNA binding; DNA-binding transcription factor activity
Source: RefSeq, a predicted model, not a curated record